Molecule: messenger RNA, 39046 nt
Organism: Podarcis lilfordi (Lilford's wall lizard)
Lineage: Eukaryota; Metazoa; Chordata; Lepidosauria; Squamata; Lacertidae
Source: the annotation of a GenBank genome assembly
AUGGUUGUGCGAACAGAAAAUGGUCAAAUGGCAGAUGAAGAUGACAACAAAGCCACAUACACAACAGGCAACAGCUGUUUAUCUCUCUUCAUUCACUGUCCCAGACUUCUUGGGAUCCUCCUGAUUAACCUCCCUGGUCCUUUUCUCGACAGGAACCCACAUUUAUGCAAUUAAGUGUCUCAUUAAUUUUCCAGACACCUGCAGUUAUUUACUCCAGGCACCACUAGACCUUGAGUUUUUUAUGCCCCCCUGGGAAACAUCCCUCUCUCUGCUUUGGCAUCAAGACUCAGAAAGGAUGAUCUGUAUGUAUGCUGCAACGUCCCUGACCAAUAACAUUUCCCCUAGAAGAUGGAGCAAUCUUGUUUUCUGCUCCUCUGGAGGGGAGGACCUGUACCCAUGGAUUCAAAUGAUAAAAAUGGAAAUUCCGAGUAAACAUUAGGAAGAACUUUUUUGAUGGUAAGAUUUCUUCUGGUGGGAAGAGCUGUUCAACCUUGUAAUGGACUACCUUGGAAGGUGGUGCGCUCCUCUUCACUGGUUUUUAAGCAGAGGUUGGAUUGGCAUCUGCCAGUGAUUCUCUGGGUGUGAUUCCUGCAUUGCAGGGGGCUGGACGAGAUGAUUCUCUGGGAAUCCCAUCCAAUGCUACAGUUCUAUGAGUUUAUGAAUUCAUCCUUCCCCAAACAAGUCACGAACCAAAAUAUAGCCGUCCUUCAAAAAUUUACCCUUCCCCAUGUUUUGCAAUGCAAUUCUCUGGCUAUGUUAUGUGCCCGCCCUCCCCAGGUGCAUAUAUAUAUAUAUAUAUCAAAAUCCACACAGUGAAAAUAACAUAUGCAAAUAUUAAGGUAAAUUACUUGCAAAAAAUUGCACAUUAGGUGUAUGCAUGAACAGGCAGCUGAUUUUUUGCGAAGACGUUUUUUAAUGCAAGUUGAUGUGGAAAUGUGCAAACUGGAAAAAUUAGGGAGGAGAACUGAAAUUGAAAGGGCUAUCCAUCUACAGAGUAGCAUAAGGAAGACGUUUACCUGGUCAGAGGAAUUUCUCGUACAAUUUUUUUAAACAGAUAAAUAUCUACAUAGAAUAAUAGAAUUGCAGAGUACUGGCAAGCCAGGUGUCCCCCUAUCUUAGUUUUGUCUGGCUGGUUCUUCCUGUCUAAGGGCAGAACCUGACAUUUGUCCCUAUUAAAAUUCAUUUUGCUAGUUUGGGCCCAGUUCUCCAAUCUGUUAGGAUCAUCUUGAAUCCCGAUUGUGUCUUCAGUGGCAUGGGAUACCCCUGGCACAACAAGCUGGCACUAACCCCACCCUGGCUAGCUCAGCCCAGCUUUGACUUCACCAUUCCAGCUAGGUGAUCCAAUUCAGCUGCAGGUGUUGCCAGGAACUGCUGAAUCAGGGCUUCAGUCCUGUAAGGAGGCAUUUAGUUUCAUGGAUGUCUGUAUUAUUAUUAUUUUUAAUUAAUGGUGUAAUUUUUAUGUUCUAAACAUUGUACAUUGUCUCAUUGUUGUGGGAUAACCAGCCUCAUAUAACCAACAUAGGUAAAGGUAAAGGGACCCCUGACCAUUAGGUCCAGUCGUGGCCGACUCUGGGGUUGCGACGCUCAUCUCGCUUUAUUGGCCAAGGGAGCCGGCAUACAGCUUCCGGGUCAUGUGGCCAGCAUGACGAAGCCGCUUCUGGCGAACCAGAGCAGCGCACGGAAACACCGUUUACCUUCCCGCCAGAGCGGUACCUAUAUAUCUACUUGCACUUUGACAUGCUUUUGACCUGCUAGGUUGGCAGGAGCAGGGACUGAGCAACAGGAGCUCACCCCGUUGCGGGGAUUCGAACCGCUGACCUUCUGAUCAGCAAGUCCUAGGCUCUGUGGUUUAACCCACAGUGCCAUCCGCGUCCCAUAACCAACAUACUUAAGUCUAAUUAAUGCAUAAAUUGGUUAAUACCACAGAGUAAGCUGUCCUGCCAGGCUUAGCUAUGUCACUUCCUUUACCUUGGGAACAAACAGGUAAGCAGUCCUAUUGUCCCCCACCCCCAGUCUACCUGAGAAACCCAGCUGAUUUAAGCUGAUUGCUCUAGCUCAACCACAUGGCUCUCACCAGCCACUCUUGUGUUCUGACCUAUACCAAUAAAUUAAGAAUGUUUACCACUUUGUAACAAAGCUAAGUUUUCCAGUUCCUGCAACUUUUCUGACAGGUGUAUGCAGUGCUAUUCUUAUAGAAAAAGAGGUGCCGGAAUUCACCAUGAACACCUCCCUCAUUCUCUUAAGAGUGGCAAUGGCGCCUGAGAGGUGCCAGAACUGAGCACUUUCAUCAAAUUAAAAUAAAGAAUUCUAACGGUUGGAACACCCCUUAGCCAUUUCUUGGAAUCUUUCUUAGUUGCAAACAAUUGAAAUGUGCCUUUUGUUUUGCUUUCAGUUUUUAAUGAUAAUCUCUUCUCCCCCCCCCCCACCCUUUUUAUUUUUUACCAUCAACCAAAACACAAACAGUGAAACCUCCCAGGCAGCUGAUACAUUGGGUACACAUAAUCAAUAAUAACAUAUUCAAAUCAACCAUAUAUACAAUUUUAUAUAUUUUAACACUCCUCCAUCCACAAGGUUUAUUUAACUUUUAACAUUUUAAUUGCCCCAAAUUGUUCAAACCUACCCAAAUAAUUCAGUAUCUUCUCAAAUCAAUCCUCCUCUUUCUCACUGACCUUAAACCCUUUCAUUCUGUGGAUCUUCACAGUUAUUCUAAAAUUAUAAUAUUAUUCAGUUUUCUUCCUCCAUUGGUUCACCCCUAGCUCUUCUGCAUUUUUCCAAUUACUCGCUAUAACCUGUCUGGCUGCAGUUACCAUCAAUUUUACCCAUUUACAUUCCUCUUUUGUUUUUAACUCGGUGCUACUCAGACGAAUAAGAACCAUUAAUUUAGAUAUUCCCACCUUCCUACCCACAAUUCCCGAUAUUUCUAUACCAAUCUGUUCCCAAAAUUCAUUAACUAACGGACAAUUCCACCACAUAUGACUGUACGUUCCCAUCACUCCACAUUUCCUCCAACAAUUCUUACUUCCAGAUUUUGUAAUAUGAUAUAACCUUACAGGUGUAUAAUACCAUUUUUGUACCAACUUCAACCCCUGUUCCUGGAUUAUCCUAGAGGUCGCAACAAAGGGUGGUUGCCGAAAGAUUCUUUCCUAUUCUUCAUCUAAAAUCUGUUCCUGAAUUUCUAACUUCCAAUAUUCUUUCAAACUUUUCUUUGGUGAUUUCUCCUUGUCUAAUAACACCUUAUACAAUUUUGAAACUAUUUUGGCCCUAUCUGUCUUAUAUCCUUUCACUAAUUGUCCGAAGGGUGUAAUAAUUCUUCUACCACAUUUAACUUCUUCUUUCACUCCAGAUUCAAAUUUCAACCAGCGUACGUAUCACCACAGUCAUGAUUUAUAACAGUCUCAAAAGUAAUUAGAGAAAGGAAGGCUUUGUCGCUUUGAAUAAACAUUCACAAACUUUUUAUUGAUAAUAAUCAGCUAAAUAGUUUGACGAUCUAUACAACUGUGUAACAUGUAGAAAACAGCAUUUUUAGAGAAAGACUGGAACUGAGGGAAGUCGGGGGUGGGGUGGGUGGUUUCUGUGGGGGGAGGGGGGAGGGAGGAAAAAUGGGGGGGGGGAAUAAGGAUGAUAUGUUUCUGGAUAAUGUUUUCUUUUAAUUCUGAAUAAAAAGGUUAGUUAAAAAAAGAGAGAGAAAGGAAGGAAGGCUUUGUUGACCAUAUACCCUAAGGGCUGAUAUUAAGUAAUAUUAUGUUUGGGCAAGAGGAAGGUUCCUUGGCUCUAUGUCACUUGCCCCCAUUGGGUUCCCCGAAGCUUCUUGGUCUCCCAGCAUGGAAAGCUACCUUUUCAGAGCAUCAGAGCUUGAUCUCUUGUUCCCUCUGCUUUUCCAGAGCAAAUAUGAUCGCCAAGAUUUAAGGCUUGGAUAUCAUUAAUCAUGACAUAAUUAUCUCUGUCAACAAGCUGUUGACAGGUGUCUAGUCCGCCAUCUUUCUUUCCAAAUGUCUGUAAGGAACUUUGAAUGGGGAAAUAUUGGAACUCACUUAGAAGGGCAUAUUGUAAAGCCCUAACAGUUUAUAAUUCCAAGCUUCACUUUGCUGCAUAUCUUGACUCUUUCAAUCUUUGCUGGGGUUCUCUCACCAAAAAUCACUUGCCCCUUGGCACCCGGGAAUUCACACACACACACACACACACACACACCAACAGCUAUUUCAUAACGUGGCGCUGUAGAAUAAUAUAGCACUACAGAAAUACUUUAAUAUAAAAUGAGUUGUCUGAGAAAUAAAUGAAAAUGGCUAGUCUUAUUCAGGUAAGAGUGUGCAAACAGAACUGAUUGCUUUGAGGAAAAUAAAAAUGACCUUUUUCUUUAUACCAUAAAGCCCAAGAACACUUAACUCCAUAUACUUUGAUGGGAAUACUUUGUUAUUUAUUUUAUUUAGUCAGUUUCAUUUUUAAAAACUUUUCUUUAUUUUUCUUAUGGAUAUGAUUGUCUGUUUAGUUUUUGUUUGUUUCUGAAUGAUUGAAAGAUCCAGCAAAACACAAUUAAUAAAUAAAUAAAACAAGCAUGCAGCGUUCUGCAUUUAUAAUAUUUCUGGCCUAUCAGGAAUGCACAUACCCUUUGGAAAUCAUACAAAUGCAAAUUGUUGUUAAUAAAAAACAUUAGUAAUAAUAACUGGUAAUAAUAUUAUCAAUCAGUUUGUAAGUUUUUAGGAGAAAAAUAUACGUGCUGUGUUCUGCAUUUACAAUAUGUAUGAUCGAGCCAGGAAUGCUGACUCCUUUGGACAUGAUUCAAAUGCAAACCAGUAAUAAUAAUAUCAGUAAUAAUAGUACUAUUAACAAUAUUUUCUACCAGCCUUACGUCUUCAGGAAUCAAUAUAUAUUAGGUGUUUUGGAUUUAAUAUAUCCCCGGCCAGCCAGGAAUAUGCCAGAUACCUUUGGAAAGGAUUCAAAUGCAAAUCCGUGACGAUAAUUAAGUCAGGAAUAAUAACAGCACUACUACUACAAAUUAUUGCCGGUUUGGUAAGUCUUUAGGAAGCAAAAACGAGAAAGUCUGAAAGAGAAGAGCUGUAUCACGCCCCUCGCGCCUUUUCCUAGUCUAAAAAAGCAAAAUGAGGCGGGAGAGAUGUAUUUGCAUGGAGGAAGACCCGGGCGGCAGACUUUCUCCUCUUGGAAAUGCCUGCCCCCCUGGACACCCCCUCCUCAAAAAAGAAAUAAUGGGGAAACACAUUUUUGCACCUCCCCCCACCCAUGUUUCUCCUGUGUUUGUGUGUACACAUACAGACGCAUGUGAAACCUUCGCAAGCUUGAUCCUCCUCCGCUUUCUGGUCCAUACCGGUGGGGGGGGGGGAGAGAAAAAAGGAGGGCGCAAAGAAAGAAAGGAGCCUGUGCUCCAGGCUGGGAUUUGUAGUCUUGGCCGGGGCGGAGCACCUUUCCCAAGCUGGUCCAGCAAACUACGUUACCCAGCGGCCCCCGCGGCGGGGACGCAUGAGCAGAGCGCCUGGCUAGCUCUGAAAAGACUCUCUCUCUGUAGCUCGUAGCACAUCAAUUCUUUACUUGCUUUGGAGAGAACUAGAAAAAAAAGGUGGUGGUAGUGGAAGGAGGGGGGAAUCAGUCGAGCCCUAUCGGCAGCAGCCGCCAGAGGAGGUGGUGGUGGUGGAGGAGGAGGAGGAGGAGAAGGAAGAAAAAGCCCGGCCGGCCCGAGUAAGCAAGCUAGACGCGCUUCGGGGGGGGGGGGGGGCUUCUUUGGUUUGGUGGUGGUGGAGAAGGAGAAGAAGAAGAAGAAGAGAGCAGGCCGCGGAGGGCGGAGGCAAAAUCGCGCACACAAAGGCUCCUUUCCCUUCUCCAAGCGCGCCGCUCCGGCGUUUCCUUUUUGCGCUUCCUCUGCUGGCAACAGUGUAACAAAAGGGCGAGCGCGCGGCUGCCCUGCCGCAGACGCAAGGAGGGCUCCGUGCGCCCUCGUUCUGCGCCGGACUCCCUCCCUCCUUGCCCGCCAUCUUUCGAAGCGGGGAGAAGGGCGAGCGAUCCCGCUUUCCUCCGGCCCGCGCUCGCACAAAGGAACGGCGGGCGGGGAGAAGCUCGCCUCUCCACCAGCCCAGGCCCCCCGUGCGCCCGCCGCUUGCCUUGCUGCCGCUGCUGCGCGCCUGGCUCCGCUCGGCUGGAAGCAGCGCCGCUUCCUCGUCCAGGCGGCUUCAGCGAGCGCCUUGGUUUGUCUCCUGUCGCGUCGCGCUCUGUUUCCUCGUUUUUCUCUCGGGGUGUGUUGUGUUUUUUUUAAUUUUCCUGUGUGGUAGUCACUUUAGAAAACUCAGAAAAGAUUGCGGGGGGGGGGGGACUUUUCUCUUCUUCCUUAAAAACCCUGUUGCAUAUGGAGAUCUCUUUUAGGGGCGAUUGCAGUUGGUUGUUUGGUUGAUUGGUUUGUUUAUUGCAUGUAUAUCCCAUCUCUCUUCCAGGGAGCUCAUGGUGGCUUACAUACCCGUGACCCCAUCUCCAAAUUUUAUCCCCAGCAGCAAACCUGUGAGAUAGGUUGGGUUGAGAGUGGUUGGCCCCAAGGUCAUGCCCACCCGGUGAGCAUUAUGGCUGAGUGGGGAAUUUGAACCCUGGUUUUCACAUGCCCGAACCCAACACUCUAACCACUAUGCCAGACUGGCUCUUAAUGUGGCUCCAUUACUCCCCAUCACCAGCUUAGGCUCUGCACUCUCAAUUCCGCAGUCAAAAGGUCCAAGGACCCGAUUUUGAUCCCUGGAGUUAACUGGUGUGUCUAUCUGAUGUGUGUUGUACCUGCUGAUUUAGACCUGUUUGCCUGGAAGGUAAUCAGCUGAUUUUAUUGGGACCCCCAAUCCUAACUAUGUCUAUAUUAUGGAAGUCUGUUCUCUUGCCUUCAGUGUGGCUUAUUCCAAUGGAAUUGUGGUUAGGAUUGCAGGCCAACUCCUUAAAAAAAGAGACAUGGACAGGGAUGCUGCCUCAAGCACUCUGUCCAUGUUCUGGGGCAGCAUCAAGGAGACUUAAGACUUGUUGGAUUUACUUGGUUGUUGUUUAUAAUUGUUUCCAAAACAAGAAUUUCAAACUGAGGAGCAGGCCGCUUUUGAAUAUAUUCAGAUCCCAAGGAUUUGUUUUCUGUACCAGAACUGAACUAAUUUUGCAAUCCUUUUGCAUAAAAAAAUUCACUCCUGGCUCUUCAUUUCAUUUCAGUAGCCUUUUUUUGAGGGGGGGGGGAAUCCUUGUUUUGUUGCUAUUGUAAAAUAACUAGGAGUUGGAAACUCCUUGGUCUACUGAAGAUUGCAUGGAUAUCUAACAGUAGAUCCCAAUUAACUUUGGAUCCUGUGGCUCAGUGCGUAUAUCACCUGCUUUGCAUGCAGAAAUUCUCAGCUUCAAUCUCUCAUGGCAUCUUCAGGUAGAGCUGGGAGAGCCUCCCUGUCUGAAACUCUGGAGUCACUGCCAGUCAGUGUACUGAGCUAGACUAUCCCUUUAUUAGAACCAGGAGGUCUGGAACCUUAUUUUAUUUUGGGGGGAAGGCUGCACCUGCUUUGCAUGCACAGAAUAAUAGAAUUGCAGAGUUGGAAGUCCCAGGUCAGGCUGGGAAAUCCCCCUAUCCCUACCUGGAGAGCCUAUGCCAGUUAGUGUAGAAAAUACUAAGCUAAAUGGGACCAUACUAAGGUAUUCCUGUUUAAUUUUGCCCUUUAUGCAGAACCACAAGGACUAAACAUUUUUAAGAAAAGGGCCAUGGUUCAGUGGUAGAGCAUCUGUCUUGCACAUAGACGAUUCCAGGUGCAGUCCCCCACAGCUUCUCCAGGAAGAGCUGGGAGAGUCUCACUGUCUGUAACCCUGGAUAACUGCUGCCAGUCACUGGGCAUUAUUGAGCUAGAUGGACCAAUGACUUGACUCUGUGUAUAAAGCAGCUUUCAUAUUUCCCUCCCUCUGCUCACUCCAGCUGCAUUCAACUUUUUCAGACCCACAACCCACUAUGAACACAAUUCUGCACUGAGGGACCCAUUUCUUAGUUUAUUUCCCAUGUAUCAUUGUGGUGGUAGUGCUGCUGUUGCAAGCCACCAUUGAUCAAGUUGCAAGGUGGAAGUUGCCCAUGACCUGCCAGUUGAAGCCUGAUGCCCUAGAGCAGUGUUGUUUUGUUUUGUUUUGUUUUAAACACAUAUUGUUCCAGAGUUUAGGUAUGGCAAAUGUUGAGUCCUCUUCCUUGGAUAAGGAGAGCCCGCCUGACGCACUUGUAGCAUUCUUGUGGAAGCCUGGUUGUGAUAUCUAGUUCCAGUUCAAGGCCAAUAAGAUUGUGUUGCCGGUUACAUUGAUAUCAUAGAAUCAUAGAAUCAUAGAGUUGGAAGAGACCACAAGGGCCAUCGAGUCCAACCCCCUGCCAAGCAGGAAACACCAUCAGAGCACUCCUGACAUAUGGUUGUCAAGCCUCUGCUUAAAGACCUCCAAAGAAGGAGACUCCACCACACUCCUUGGCAGCAAAUUCCACUGUCGAACAGCUCUCACUGUCAGGAAGUUCUUCCUAAUGUUUAGGUGGAAUCUUCUUUCUUGUAGUUUGGAUCCAUUGCUCCGUGUCCACUUCUCUGGAGCAGCAGAAAACGACCUUUCUCCCUCCUCUAUGUGACAUCCUUUUAUAUAUUUGAACAUUGCUAUCAUAUCACCCCUUAACCUCCUCUUCUCCAGGCUAAACAUGCCCAGCUCCCUUAGCCGUUCCUCAUAAGGCAUCGUUUCCAGGCCUUUGACCAUUUUGGUUGCCCUCCUCUGGACACGUUCCAGUUUGUCAGUGUCCUUCUUGAACUGUGGUGUCCAGAACUGGACACAGUACUCCAGGUGAGGUCUGACCAGAGCAGAAUACAGUGGCACUAUUACUUCUCUUGAUCUAGAUGCUAUACUCCUAUUGAUGAGGCCCAGAAUUGCAUUGGCUUUUUUAGCUGCCGCGUCACACUGUUGGCUCAUGUCAAGUUUGUGGUCAACCAAGACUCCUAAAUCCUUUUCACAUGUACACAUCUCAUUGGGGUGUCAUCUCUGCCCAGAGUCUCUGUUGCCUUAAACUGAAUGGUUGUGCUUAUUAGUUGUGUGACCCAUUGCUGGAAACCAUAGGAGGGGAAAGUGCUCUUGUGCUUGGGUCCCGCUUGCAGGCUUUGCAUUGGGGCAUCUGGUUGCCCUCUGUGAGAACAGAAUGCUGGACUAGGUGGGCCCCCUUUGGCAUGAUCCAGCAAGUUCUUAUGUUCUUCCUUAUUCCUGGAGGCAGGAUGCCUCUGGUUGUCACUUGCUGGGAAUCACAAGUGAGGAGAGUUGCUCUUGCGCUAGGGUCCUGCUUAUGUGCUUCCAGAUCUGGUUGGCCACUCUGAGAAGAGGAUGCUGGACUUUGAUGUGCCCCCUUUGGCCUGGAGGCUUGUGUGAUAGACUGUCUUGGGCAUGCAGGUUCUGUUGUCUCUGUAUGCAAGGUGAUGGGGAACAGCGGCUGGAAAGUGCCAUUGUAUUUAUGUCCUGCUCAUGAGCAUCCCAUUUUGGGAAUCUGGUUGGCCACAGUGGAAACAGGGUGCUUAACGAGAUUAGCCCCUUCAGCCUGAUCCAGUAGGCUCUUCUUAAGUUCUUACGUUCACCUUUGCAUCUAAGCAAGUGUGUUUAGGAUUGCAGGCUUAUUGGGGGUGAGAAUCCCCUGCAGAAAUCCAUUAAUGACAAAUUCAACAACUGUGUGUCAGAAUUUGGGGUUUGUGAGAGGGGGAGAUGGUGGUCAUGAUGAGGGGGUAUGGAGACAGUGGUCAGUAAUACUAGGAACAGUUCAUUAUCCUUAAAAUCAUAGAAUUGUAGAGUUGGAAGGGAUUGUAAGGGCCAUCUAGUCCAACCACCUGCAAUGUGGGGCUUGAAAUCAGAACCUUGAGAUUAAUAAUCUCAUGCUCUACUUACUGAGCUAUCCCUUCCAAGCCAAGCUUAUAGCACCUAGUAUUCCUGGUAUUCCAUCCAAGAACAACCAGUCCUGACCCUGCUUAGCUUCGGAGAUCAGAUGAGAUUGGGUGUGUUCAGGGUGGUAUCCGUAUAUAUGUCAGUGGGGGACCUCUUUUGCAUAUCCCAACCAGUGUUCAAAAUCAGCCAGGCGCCAGGCGCAUUUUGCACCUAACUAUUUCCCACUUGUGACCAAGUGAGGUUGCCUGGAUGCCAGGAAGGUGCUUGAUAUCUCCACCAUCUGGAGGUGCAUUUCUGAGUAUCAUUGGAUCUUGACUGUUUUCACACAUUAAUACUACAUCCUGUGGAAUUCUAUCAGUUACAUUUUAUCUGCACAAUCAGAAUAAAUUUCAGGAACCAAAAUGCUUUUUCUGUGCAUCCUAAGCAGGAGCAGUGAACAAUUAUAGCUAAUUGUUGAAGCUUGUCUUCACUUACCCCAUUCCACUGCCCUGCUCACAGUUGUGAAAAAUAUUCAUAUGUUAUGAAUGGACUGUGUCAUCAUUAAGAAAAAGAGCUAGGAAUGGGCCAGUAUAUAUGUGAAGUGUCCCUGGAUAAUGUGACUUUCCUUUAAGUUCUCAAAGUUCUUAACCUAGCUCAGGGUUGUCAUCUGAACUAGCCAGAUGUUUAACUGAUAAUCAAAUAUGUUAGUGCAUCAUUUGAAAAGUAAGACUUUAGAGUCAUCUUGCCCAAAAAUGACAACUAGACAUUCUGUCUUGGCGACUGAAGCUUUGGUUUAAGGAGACAUUUUGCUGCUACCUUAUACAUCUGAGUUUCUAACACUGCAACCAGGCACUGGGAAACAAACUGCCAGAAGGAGUCAUUCCUAAAAGAAGUACAGUACCAGUUCCUGGGUACCGCAGGAGGGGAGAGUACUCUUGUGCUCAAAUCCCAUUUGUGGGUUUCCCAUAAUGAGCAUCUGGUUGGCUACUGUGAGGACAGGAUGCUGGACUAAGAUGGACCAUUGUUUUGAUUCAGCAGGCUCUUCUUAUGCUCUUAAGCAGGUUGAAACUUUGUGUUGGGUCUAAAUCAGCCUUUCCCAAGCUGUCACCUUCCAGAUGUUUGGGACCACAAUUGCCAUCAGCCCCAGCCUGUACAGCUCUUUAAUGCUGGGGCUGAUGGAAGCAUGGCUGUUCCAGUUGAGGACUGAUGGGGAUUGUCAGGGAGGGCACUGAUUGAACAUAAAAAAAGAGAGCCUUAUUGAAUCAGGCCAAUCGCCAUCUAGUCUAAUAUGCGUUUUGCAGUAAGGUGACCAGAAUUGCUCACAAUUCCUGGGCUAAGUUAGCUGAGUUUAAGCUGCCAUCAAGGGUUUAAAUUAAGUCACUGCUAGCUUGCUUUUGACCACUUCAGCCUUGUCUAUUUCAGUGGGAUCUGAGUUCUACUCACUUAGUCUGAAUCCAAGACAUUGUGCACUUCCAAGGGUGUUGUGUUCAUUGAAAUACAGUUAUGGACUCUGCUAGUAUAGGUUUUUGGUGUUCACUGGGAAGCUUAUUUCGCUGAUUGAUGGUUCCCCAAGACUUGUACCCAAAUAAGGCUACAGUUCUAUGCUCACAUAGAAUUAAGUUCCAUUUAACUUAGAGGCAUGUACUUGCAAGUAAAUAUGCACUGUGCCAGGCUCUUGGUGGACAGGUGGCCUCAGCUUCCCCUGACACCUUCCUGCCUUCCUCCUUUCAAAGAGAACAAAUUCACAGAGGAUAUCAAGGGGUACCAUUGCUAGCCAUGAUGGCCAGGCUCUGACUCCAUGAUUAGAGGCAGUAAUGCUUCUGAAUACUUGUUUAUGGAAACUGCAGAAUGGGAGAGUGCUAUUGUACUCUGGUCCUGAUUGAGGGUUUAGGGCAUCUGGUUGACCACUGUGAGGACAGGAUGCUGGAGGAGAUGGGUAACUUUUGGCUAGAUCUAGCAAACUCUGCUUAGGUUCUUAGAACAUAAUAAGAGCCUGGCUGCUGGAUUGGACCAAAAGCUCAAUAAUAAUAAUAAUAAUAAUAAUAAUAAAUUAUGAAUCCCCUUUUACAUGCAUUUCAAGGCAAUUUGCAAACACACCAUAAAAACCAUAAAGAGCUAGUUUUAAAAACGGCACUAAAGAAAACCCAACUAAAGACGUUGGGGGAGCAAUCACAAAUAGCAGCUACCGAGUUUGCAAAGCCAGGGCCAGUCUUCCCAAGUCCUUAGCACAUGCAAGAGCACAAGACCAACCAGAUGGUUCUGGGGGAUGUGAGCUCAAGAGUUUCUUGGCCAAGUGGGGAUUUGAACCCUGCUGCUGGCAUUCGCUGGUACUUUGUUUAUGUGAGAUGCUUUGGGUGAAGGGUAGCUUAUGAUAAAUACUUUUAAUUACAACAUAAUGUUAGUCAUACUUGGAGUAGACACACAAAAAUUGAUGGCCACGAGUAACUUGUUUCCAUUAACUUCAGUGGGCUCUACUCUGAGUAGAAUUUACUUGGGCACCACCCAAAUACAGUGGUGCCUCGCAAGACGAAAUUAAGUCGUUCCGCGAAUUUUUUCGUCUAGCGAAUUUUUCGUCUUGCGAAGCACGAAAUCCCAUAGGAAUGCAUUGAAAAUCAAUUAAUGCAUUCCUAUGGUCAAAAAAAGUCCAAACAAAGCCAAAUUUGGUACAACAAGAGUUUAUUAAGUGCUCUUUAAAGUCACACAUACUGUAAAGAGCAUUUCAAAAUUCAAACCCAGAAUUUUUUUUAAAAAACAGCAGAGUUGCCCAAUGGUCUCAGAAAAUCAUAAAAAUGCAGGGGGAAAAACAAGCUUCCAGAUUCUUGCAAACCCCUCCCCAACUGUUCCCCCAGCCACCCAGCACACAGAAAUUCGAAUCCAGAAUUUUUUUUAAAAAAACAGCAGAGUGCCCCAAUGGUCACAGAAAAUCAUAAAAAUGCAGAAAAAACACACACAAGCUUCCAGAUUCUUGCAAACCCCUCCCCAACACCAAGUCCUUGAAUUCCAAACACCCCAACCCGAAAUCCAACCCCCCCAAAAAAAAGUUUUAAAAGCUUAACUUACAACAUGGCUGCAAAAGAAGUUUUGGAAAAGCUUCAAAAAUCACCAAAGUCUUUAAAAACCUCAAAAAAGGCUACUAUGUACACUGCGUUCUAUGAGUUGUUCCUCGAAGUCAAGUCGCAACUGUAUUAAUGGUGUUAAGACAAAGGAAACAAACUUGCAAGACGUUUUCGUCUUGCGAAGCAAGCCCAUAGGGAAAUUCGUCUUGCGAAGCAGCUCAAAAAACGGAAAACCCUUUCGUCUAGCGAGUUUUCCGUCUUGCGAGGCAUUCGUCUUGCGGGGCACCACUGUAAAUCCAAUUUGAUCUACACUUAUGAUUUAGAUGUGAUCUUAUUUGGGCUGCUCACCAUUACAGAUUCAACAUUUUAUAGUUGGUUUUCAAAUAAGUAAUUGGUUGAUAUGAUUGAGCACAUCUCUCUCUCCCCAUUGCCUUAUUUCACAUAAGCUCUCUCAAUUGCUUUGAUUUCUGGAACUGGCACUGUUAAAGAUGCCAUGUAAUACCCAUUCCAUGUCAUUAAGAAAUUCAUCUUCUAGUGUGAUGGCACCUACAUUUUGGAACUCCCUGCCUAAUGACAGGUGCCCUCACUACACUUUUUGGUGCCUGCUCAAAACAGUUCUGUAUAGAUAAGCCUACACAGGUAUCUAGAAGGCUAGUGAAUUUUUAGGUUGUUGCUGGUUUUAUUACUAUUGUUAUUGCAUGCUUUAAGUUUUUUAAAGUGUUUUAGUAUUUUUGCAAACUGCUUUGAGGUUUUUUAAACAAGUAAGCAGUACAGUAUAUAAAAUUGUAUGAAAUAAUAAAACAUUGUUGGCAUGUUCUUACUUUUAGCUGUUAGUAGUCUAGGAGUUAUAUUGGCGUGUUCUGAGUCUGAGCCAUGUUAAUGUCUUGCCCAAUAUAUAUAUCCACCUAGCUUUCUUUCAGUGUUGUGAAUUUGUGCUGGCUGUGCUCAGUAUGUGUUUCAGGAUGGUAAGAAAAACGUAGUAGAUUGGAUUCUUUCUCUAGACUUGGGUGGUUAGAACACAUUUUUUAAAACCUCUUUGUAGUGUAGUAAAUACAGAAGGUUGAUGCAGUGUUAGAAGCUCAGAUAUAUAAGCUAGGCACCAAUAUAGCUUCUUAAACCAAUGUAAUAGUCACCAAAACGGAAUGCCUAGUUGUGAUUUUUGGGCCAGAUGGAUCGAAAAUCCUAUUCUUCUUUUUUUUUUUUUUUUAAAUAAAUUUUUAUUAAUUUUCCAAACACAAAAUAAAAAGACAAACAAUACACAAUACACCGACAUACAAACAUAUAAACAUAUAUAAUUUCAUAACCAUUUUUUUCAUAAACCUUGCUUUCCGGACUUCCCCAUACCUCCCCUUUUCUGCAUCCUUGUUUUAUAUUUUUCAGCAACUCCUCAGUCAACUAAUUAUUCAAUUCAUUUUCUUUUAAAUUCUUCUAAUAUUGUUAAUUACAGCUGCAAUUCUCUGUUUCCCUACCCCUUGACAUUUUAACAUUCCUGAAUUUUACAACAAGUUCUAAGAUAAACUUUGAAUUUCUUCCAAUCUUCUUCCACUGUCUCUUUCCCCUGGUCACGGAUUCUGCCAGUCAACUCCGCCAGUCCCAUGUAGUCGAUCACCUUCGUCUGCCAUUCUUCCAGUGUGGGUAGUUGUUGUGUCUUCCAAUACUUUGCUAGAAGAAUCCUUGCUGCUGUGGUCGCAUACAUAAAAACGUCCUGUCCUUCCUUCUCACCAAUUGGCCGACAAUGCCCAGGAGAAAAGCCUCAGGUUUUUUAAGGAAGGUCCAUUUAAGAACCUUCUUAAUUUCAUUAUAGAUCAUUUCCCAAAAAGCUUUUAUCCUCGGGCAGGUCCACCAAAGGUGAUAAAAAGUACCUUCAGUCUCGUUACAUUUCCAACAUUUGUUAUUGGGCAGAUGAUAAAUUUUUGCAAGCUUGACUGGGGUCAUGUACCACCUGUACAUCAUUUUCAUAAUGUUUUCUCUUAAGGCAUUACAUGCCGUAAAUUUAGUACCUGUGGUCCAGAGCUGUUCCCAGUCAGCAAACAUAAUGUUAUGACCAAUGUCUUGUGCCCAUUUUAUCAUAGCUGAUUUCACCAUUUCAUCUUGUGUGUUCCAUUUCAACAGCAGAUUAUACAUUCUCGACAGAUUCUUAGUAUUGGGUUCUAACAGUUCUGUUUCUAAUUUUGACCUCUCCAUCUGGAAACCUAUUUUCCUGUCCUGUUUAAAUGUCUCGUUUAUCUGAAGGUAGUGCAACCAAUCUCGCACUUUGGACUUUAAUUUCUCAUAACUCUGUAAUUUAACUUUUUCCCCAUCUUGUUCUAAAAUUUCACAAUAUUUUGGCCAUUUAGACUCCAUAUUAAGUUUUUUCACCUCUUUAGCUUCCAUUGGUGACAGCCACCUGGGAGUUUUACUUUCCAGUAAAUCUUUAUACCGCAUCCAAACAUUAUAUAAUGCUUUCCUAACAAUAUGGUUUUUGAAACCUUUAUGCAGUUUUACCUUAUCAUACCAUAUAUAUGCAUGCCAGCCAAAUCUAUUGUCAAACCCUUCUAGAUCCAAAAUGUCUGUAUUCUCAAGAAGUAGCCAGUGUUUCAACCAGCAGAAAGCCGCCGAUUCAUAGUAGAGUCUUAAGUCCGGCAGGGCAAACCCCCCUCUAUCUUUUACAUCAGUUAGAAUCUUAAAUUUUAUUCUGGGCUUUUUGCCCUGCCAGACAAAUUUAGAUAUAUCUUUCUGCCACUUCUUGAAACAGUCCAUCUUGUCCAAAAUCUGCAAUGUCUGGAAUAAAAACAACAUUCUAGGCAAUACAUUCAUCUUGAUAACAGCAAUUCGACCUAACAAAGAGAGUUUCAACCUUGACCAUAUUUCUAGAUCUUUCUUUACCUCUGUCCCGAAAAUCCUAUUCUUCAAUAGAACGUUUUAGCUCCUGAAAUUCAUUCUAGUUGUGCAGAAAAAAGAUGGAUAGAAUUUUACAGGAUGUGUUGCUAGUGUGUGAAAACAGUCAAGAUCCAAUAAUCCCCAGGCAUGCACCUCCAGAUGGUAGAUGCACCAGGUGUCAUCCUGGCACUCAGGCAUCUUCACUUGGUCACAAGUGGCCGAAAGCAAGGUGCAAAAUGCUCCUGGCAACUUUUGAAUGCUGGGUUGAUGUCUGAUUUUACAGAAGUCACAGAGGAGCUCAUUCCCCACUCUUUUUCCUGCCACUGCAUCAUCAUUGUAAGGAGUCAAGAUGUAAUUCCAGUCUCUGAGCAAAGCAAAUUUCCUCCUAGUCCUUCUCCAAAAAUAGGCUCUUGUGCCAUCAGUUGCUAUGAACAAGGCCAGUUCUAAGGAUUGCCCCAUAAAUGUGAUUGCCCUGCCAGUUGUGCACUUGUAUGUACAAAAGACCUGGGGUGGUGUGGCUUAGGGUGCAGCCUUGGGCUGGCCCUGGCUUUGCAGGCUUAGUAGUCAGCUGCUAUUUGUGAUUGCCCCGCAAGCUUCUCCCUUGUAUGCAAGAAAGGACUCGUGGUGGGGAACCAUCCUCCUUCUCCUCCUCCUCCUCCUCCUUCCAUGUCAUAGAACUGGAGGGCCUAAUGAGAUUUGGCUCCUUGUGAUCAAAAGAUCGAGCCCUCCACGAUGUGUCUUCCCUCCGCCCUUUUCUAGAAAUCAUCGACUGAUGUUUUGCUGUCCUCUCCCUGCUCUCCAGGCUGCAUGGCUGGUCCCUGGGAAUGGGAUGCCCAUCCCAUCCAGGGAUCGUAGAAAGACAACGAUUCCUUCCCGAGGACCUGCUGCUGCUGCCUUGAACGCCAGCAAGUCGAGGAGGAGGCAGGAGAAAGAUGUCUGCUGCCACCUCAGCCAUCCAGGCUCCCCAAGGCCCUGCGAACCCACCUCCCCCAGAGGUCACCAACUCAGCCAAGCCUGGGCGGAAGACCAACCAACUUCAGUACAUGCAGAAUGUGGUGGUGAAGACUCUGUGGAAACACCAGUUCGCCUGGCCUUUCUACCAACCUGUUGAUGCAAUUAAAUUGAAUUUACCAGUGAGUAAUGUUUCUUAUUUCUGAGGUGUUCCCCCACUUAUUUAAAGGCUACCAGUCUGUUGAUGCAAUUAAAUUGAAUUUACUAGUGAGUAAUGUUUCUUAUUUCUGAGGUGUUUCCCCACUUAUUCAAAGGCUCCGACAAGGCGUCAUCUGUUGUCAUGAGGAACCAUAGAACCCACUGCAAUGCAGAAAUCACAGCUAUAGAAUUCCCAAAGGAUGGCCUUCCAACCUCUGUUUAAAAACCUCCAAGAAGCGAGAGUCCACCGUCUUCCAAGUUCCAUUGCCAAGCAGUUACCGACAGAACGUUCUUCAUACUGUUUAGUCAGAAUCUCCUUUCUUGUCAUUUGAAUCCUUUGGUUCAGGUCCUCUCCUCCCAGAGCAGCAGAGAAGAAGCUUGCUCCGUGUUUCAUGGGACAGCUCCUGGAGUUUCGGAGCAAGGUGUCACCAGUACGCUGAUGACACACGCAGCUCUACUUCUCCCUGACAUCUGAAUCAGGAGAGAAUGUGAAAGCUUUGGACCUGUGUCUGGAUGCAGUAGUGGACUGGAUGAGAGCCAGUAAACUGUGUUAGAUUCCUGAGAAGACAGAGGCUCUUAAGGUGGGUGGGUCCCAUGUCUGGAGAUAGGGCAACCCCACCGAGAACAGGUAACUUACCUAUCUCUGAAGGAGCAAGUGCGUAGUUUGGGGGUACUCCUAGGUACAUCGUUUUUACUAGAGGCCCAGGUGUCCUCUGUGGCUAGGAGUGCCUUCUACCAGCUUCAUCUGGUUUGCUAAUCACAGCCAUUCCUGGACACUUGGACAGAGAUACCCUUGUAGUCCAUGCAUAAUCUUGAGCCUGGAUCGCUGUAAUGUACUCUGUGUGGAGCGGCCUUGGGCCUGGUUUGGAAGCUCCACCUGGUGAAGAAUGCAGCAUCCAGAUUACUAAGGAGAGAGUCUGGUUGAGAACAUGGGACACCCUGCUCUGGUUCCCCAUCUACUACCAAGCCUGGUUCAAGGUCCUUGUAUUAACUUACAAAGCCCUGAGCAACUGAGGUCCAGGGUACCUCAGGGAGUGCCAGAACCCUUGUAUCCAAAGUCCAUCGCUGAGAUUCUCUGCAGGAGCAUCAUUUCCUGAGUUGGUGAGACUCAUUUGGCAGCAAGAAGAAACUAAAUCUUUAGGGUCAUUGACCAGUGCUGUGGAACUGCCUGCCACUUCCAUCUCAACCUUUAAAUGCCUCCUGAAAACUUUUCAGUUCCCUCAGACUUACACAGGAAAUCAAUACAUCUUUUCCACAAUAGUUAGCUGGUUUUUUAAAAUCUUAACUUUUUAUAUGGCUUUAUGUAUAAUGGUUGUAAACUGCUCUGAUUUUUGUUGUUGUUAUAAAAUUGGGAUAUAUAAAUAUGCUUAUAAAUAAAAUAUGCCAUCAUCCUUGGUCAUUGGCUUGCUGUGGAUUACAGGAGAUGGAGAUGUAUUUCCCAGUGGUGGGAAACUUCCUUCAGCAUGUGGGCUGCAUUCCUGUGUGAUCUGCCUUUCGGAGGCCACAAGCCUUCACCCUGGCUGGCUUUCUGCCACUGGUCUGUGACUUCUUGAAAGGUUCCCUAUAGGUCCCUCUAGCUGAAACGGUCCCGCCCCCUCCCCAAAUAAUUAAUAAACGAGAUUUCCAUCCUCCCAACAGGAUUACCACAGAAUAAUUAAAAACCCGAUGGAUAUGGGGACUAUCAAGAAACGGCUGGAACACAACUAUUACUGGAGUGCCAGCGAAUGUAUGCAAGAUUUCAACACCAUGUUUACAAAUUGCUACAUCUACAAUAAGGUAAAGGAUCUGGGGGCUGAGAUUAUGUUGUCGGGUGUUGUGUCCUUUUAGUAUUCUGAGGAGGUCCGGACUAUGAAACAAGCCGGAUGAGAACUUUAGUGCAAGUGGUGUAAGUCUUACUCUGAAGAUGACCAAACACUAUUAAAAACACUUAACUGUGCCUACAAUGUGGCAGUGUGGGCCUGCAGAAAUGGCUCAUUUUGCAGCUCACAUUGUGUCCUCUAGUAACCAGCUGGUGGAGAUAUUUUGGAGGGUCUGAGUGUUACUGACUCCCACUGUAGAGGAGGGACUUCAAGCCCUUGAAGACCUGCUGUGAUCAACUGGCUACACACUUUUGAGGAUAAAGUCACUCAGCUUUGGAGGGAUCAUGACUCUGUGCUUGUUGCAGCUCUGGUUGAAGUACCCAUUGCUGCCAUGAAGGAUGCGUUGUGGGAUCAGUUUCUCCUCAUGCAAUCAGCUGAUGUGGACGAGAUGCUGGUGGCAAUGCAUCUGACCACAUGCAACCUUGACCCCUGUUCCUCCUGGCUUGUUAGAUCUAGCAUAGUGGGACUGACUGGUUGGGUCCAGAGUGUGAUUAAUGCUUUGCUGCAUGAGUGGGUUCCUACUGACAUCAGGCGGGCACCUUUGAUCAGCAGCCUUAGCGCUGUUACAGGUGCCACAUAAUACUUGUUCCAUGUUUGUAAAAACUCAAUAUUUUAGUGUGGCAGCACCUAUACUUUGGAACUUGCCUAUUGAUAUCGGACGGACACCUUCGCUGUACUUGUUGCAGCACCUGCUAAGAGCUAUAUUGUUUAGAUAAGUUUACCCAGAUGUUUUAGAAGAUUGGUGCAAAUUUUGAUCCAUUUUUUAAAAUUUUUUGAAAGUUUUAAAUCCUUGCUGUUAAUUUUUCUAAGUGAUGAUCUUAAUUAUCUUUUUCUUUCUUUGCAAACCACUUUGAGGUCUUUCCCCACCACACUCAAGUGGUGUAUGAAUGUUAUGAAGCAAACAAAUAAAUAGAUGUGAGGUGUCGAGCCUUCCUGUGUGUCCUCCCCAUGACCUCCUGCUUUCUCCCACCCCGUCUCCAGCCCACCGAUGACAUCGUUCUCAUGGCCCAAGCCUUGGAGAAGAUCUUUCUUCAAAAAGUCGCUCAGAUGCCACAGGAAGAGGUUGAGCUCUUGCCUCCGGUUCCGAAAGGCAAAGCGCGGAAGAUGGCUGGCAGCGGGCACAGCACAGGUUGGGUUGGCAUCUGUCAUAGAACCAUAGAAUUGUAGAGUUGGAUGCAUCCUCUAGCGUCAUCUAGUCCAAUCCCUUGCAAUGCAGGAAUCACAGCUUAAGAAUCCCUGGCAGGUGGACUGUAGAGUUAGAAGUAACCCAGAUGGUCAUCUAGUCCAAUCCCCUGAGAGGCAAGUGGAUUAUUUAUGGAUGAAGCAAAUAGGGAAAGGGGUGUAGCUCAGUGACAGAGUGUCUUCUUUGCAUCCAGAAGGUCCCAAGUUCAAUCUCUGACAGCAGCUUGUAGAACUGCAGAAGUGUCCUCUUUGAAACCCUGGAGAGCGGCUGCCAGUCAGUGUAGACACUAUUGAGUUGGAUGGACCAAAUGUCAGACUCAUAUAAGGCAUCUUCCUGUGCUCCUAUUGAACACAGCUCUUUAUUCAGAAUCAUGAGGACUAGAAUCUUAAUCUUUAGGGGGAGGGCCAUAGCUCAGGGAUGGAGUGUUUGCCUGGCAUGCAGGAAGUCCCAGGUUAAGCUGCCACUGGCAUCUCCAGGUAGUGCUUGAGGAGAGCUUUGGCUAGAGAGCUGCUGCCUGUCAGUGUAGACAGUGCUGCGCUAGAUGGACCAGUGGUCUGACUCAGUGGGAGGCAGCUUCCUAUGUUCCUAUCUAAUGAAGCCCUGUAUUCAGAACCGUGAAGACUAGAAACUUGUUCUCAGAAACAUUAAGGGCUAGCAGUUUUUUUGCUGCAACACUUUCCAAGUUACAGAGAAGGAGAUAAGAUUCAGGUAGAGGAUUUUAAUUAUUUAGAGCUUUUCUAUGGCUCUCGUCACUCAAAAAGGCUCACAGGAGUGGCUUAAAGCAAGACAAUCCCUCCUCAUAGGCUUACAGCUUUUUUAAAACAAAACAAAAACACCAUAAAAACAACCCAUGAGGGAAAAGGGAGAUGGAUGGGAAGAGGAACAGUAAACUUAAAUAAUAUUAUUCUUAAAUAAUAGCUGUUUUCAUGAUUCAGAAAUAGUUCAGGGGUAGGGCUGUGUGAUAUCUGGUUUUCAAUAUGACAAUAUAUCACCAGCUAAACAUUAUGAUAUUUCAGUAUAUCACAAUGCUUGAAAUAAGGCUGGAACUAUGUAGAAGUGAAUGUGGUAAUGCUCUGGCAACUGCUCCUACCUACAGGUCUAACUCUAAAAUUGAUAGAUUUUUAUUUACCUUUAACAUAUUGUUAAAACUGUUAUAUUAUAGUACCACUGUACUGAUAAUGUUUAAAUUAGCACAUUUUCUCUAAAAUUAAAGCUGUAGAAGUAAUUCAGUAGCAUAGAUAUCAAAGGUAAGCUGAGAGAAUGUUUCCUAAAAAAUAAAUUACAUUACGAAACAAGAAAAAAAGCCAAUUCACAAUCACUGUCACACUUUUAGAUAUUCAAAUAUAUUUCACUAUUGAGUCUUCGUUGAAUGUGUGCAUUCCACAACACCAGUUAUUAGAUUGUUUGUUAAUUUUAUUUUCUAAACCAGUCCAAAAUAGUGUGAAUGAAAUGGAUAAAUUUUAACAGAAUAAAAAAAUUGCUAAACAAAUUUUAUAUUUUUAGUGCCAGGGGAAUCUGCAUUUCUUUUAUAAUGCAGGCGAAACCAGAAAGAAUGGAUAGAAUUUUACAGAAUAAAAAAAGAUUAAACUCUCUCUCUCUCUCUCUAUAUAUAUAUAUAUAUGCAAGGAAAAUUUGAUGCAUUUAAUUAUAUGAAAAUUUACUCAUUGAUAGCGUGCUUCAACAGUAACGUUACAGAUUUCUGGAAAAUAUAUUAAUGUUAAUAACUUAAUAAUAAAUGUGUGAGAAAGCAAAGGGGUAAGAGGAGAAUCAAGAAGAGUUCCAGGGUAGGGAGGAGGGUCUGGAGGAGAAAAUGAGGAGCAUAUUGAGGGAGACAGAGACAAUUUUGCGUUCGUGCGUACACACACACACACACACACAGAGCAAGAGAGAGAGAAUACAUGCAGAUGGGGAAAAGAGGGAAGUGGCCAGAGCAGCGUGUUUUUCUUUCUUUUAAUCUGAAGCAACUACGGAACAUGUUCUUCAGCAGUUUCUUUGGGACAGGGGAGGUGGUGGAGGGGGGCGGGAGAGCUACUUUAAAGUUAAGAAGAGGAGCUGCUGCCUGCUAGCAGAAAGAGGCUAAGUUAAUUUUUAUAUAUACAGUGGUACCUCAGGUUACAGACUCUUCAAGUUACAGACGCUUCAGGUUACAGACUCUGCUAACCCAGAAAUAGUACCUCAGGUUAAGAACAGUUUCAGGUUAAGAAUGGACCUCCAGAACAAAUUAAGUUCUUAACCUGAGGUACCACUAUAUAAAAAACUGCUCUGCGUAUUCAUAAAAACAAAACGCGCACAAACACAGGAGAUGGAGAGGGAGGGACACACACACACACACACACACACACACGACACAGGCAAUCGCACACCCACAACCAAGAAGCACAGCAGGGGGAAGAAGGAAACGGCUCUAAUGCCACAGCAGCGUGUUUUUCUUUCUUUUAAUCUGAAGCAACUACGUAGUGUGCUUCUCUGCAGCUUGCUUGGGACAGGGGAAGCGGGGGUGGGAGAGAGGGGAAGAGCUACUUUAGAGUAAAGUUAAGACGACCUGCCGCCUGCCAGUGGAGAGAGGCUGGGUUAAUUAAAACAACAACAACACAAGGUGUUCUGCUGCUUCUCAGAAACAAAACACAAACACAAACAUCGGAGUGGGGAGGGAGAGAGACAUACACACAGACAAUCGCACACCCACAACAAGCACAAGAAGGGAAAGAGGGAAGCAGCUCUUAUGCUAGAGCAGUGUGUUUUUCUCUUUACUACUCCCCCAGUUUAUAUUAUUACGUGAGAACAGGAGGAGAAAGGGGGCUCCAGAUUCAGCAAGAGCCUGGUGUCUCUGAGGGAAGGAAGUUCCUGCUCGCAGGUUGUUGAGCUCCACCUGCUCAGGAGACAGAGCACUCAGGCAGAGUUAGAGUUUUUGCCUGCCGCUGAGGAGGCAGGCAGGGGAGACGGAGAGCUAAGGCAGAGAGUUUACCCUGCAGUGCACACAAAGUUUCUAAGUGAGCGAUUUUUGCGUCAGCCUGCUGCUGCUGCGACAGGAAGCACAGAGAAGCAGCGGAGGCAGAGUUAACAAUAACAAUGGCUGCAACAGGACAGGAAGCAGCGUUGGCUUCCCGAUUUUUGCAAUAUCAUGCUUUUUGACUAUUGCACACAAGCACACACACAACUCACGAUAUAUUGCCAGGUAAUUUUUAAAAAAUGGGUAUCACAAUUUGCUCUUAAUAUUGAUUAUAAGACAAUAUAGUGAUAUGUCGCCUGGCCCUAUUCAGGGGUAGGAAACGCCUGCUGGAGCUUGCUUUUUGGCAAAAGCUAAUGGAACAAGACGUUGCAGAAGACCUUGCAGUCAUGAAAGAAGCGGCACACAAGGAAGAAGGGAGAGGGAGGGGAGAGGGGAAAGAAGAAAAAAGCAGCAAACUCAGGCACCGUUUCUUAAACAGUAAUUAUCAUCAUGACCAGCUGGGGUAGAAUGUUUCUGAUUGAGCUGGCCUUCAUCCCCAAAAGAACCAGGGAGGGGUUUGCUACUUUGACCCUUUUCUCUCUUGUUUUUCUUUUUUUAAAAAACAACAACUAGGAGCUCAGCACCCAGCAGCCUUAUCUUCCGUGUCUCCAUCAGCACCCUUCCAGAAUGUCCCUCCCUCCGUGUCGCAGACGCCAGUCAUCGCUGCCACGCCCGUGCCAACCAUCACCGCGAACAUCUCCCCCAUUGCUGCGGCCCCUGCUGCUGUGCCCCCACUGCCUCCCCCUCCUGCUGCCACUCCCAUCAUGCCUGUGGUAACUGCUAUGUCACCUAUUGUCAAGGUAAGCAAAAGAAAAUAAAUCCAACCCACAGGAAUCAUAGAGUAGGAAGUACCUUUUAUCAUACAGUAUGUGGUGGACGUGUAAAAUGGCUAAGAGCUUCUGGGAGAUGAUACAUAAUGAAUUGAAAAUAAAAAUGUUUAAAAGGAAAUUUGUAAAAAGACAGGAAGUUUUCUUUUAGGAAUAAUUGAUGCAGAUAUACCUAGAGAUCAGGAAAAUCUCAUAUGCAACUACAGCAGCCUGAAUGGUAUAUGCUCAGAAAUGGAAGGAGGGCACAAUACCAACAAAGGAAUGGCAGAUUAUAUUGAUAGAAUAUAUAGAAAUGGCUAAUUUGACUAGCAGACUAAGAGACCAGGAUGAAAGAAUUUUUAAGAAAGACUGGAAAAGAUUUGCAACAUACUUGAAAAAUUAUUGUAAACUAAAAUGUUAGCAGUGUUAGAAUAAAUUCAUCAGUAUGAAGUAUAUUGAAAUAAAACUGAAAAAGAGAGAUUCAGGUAAGUAGCCGUGUUGGUGUGACGCAGUCGAAAUAAAUAAAUUAAAAAAUUGUCCAGUAGCACCUUAGAGACCAACGUAAGUUUGCUCUGGGUAUAAGCUGAAGAAGUGUGCAUGCACACAAAAGCUUAUACCCAGAACAAACUUAGUUGGUGAUACUGGACAAUUAUUUAUUUUUUAUUUAUUUUCAAAAAAAGAGAAUACGGAAUAAUUAGAAUUUGGAGCGGCAAUGGGUUAAUAAAACGAAACAUUGAAGGUGGCGGAAAGGAAAAUCAAUGAUAAAUGUAUGGUUUGGUUUGUAUUUUGGUUAAAUGUCAUUGUGCAAACUAUGUAAAAUUGAAAAUGAUAAAUUUAAAAAGAAAAAAAGAGUUGCAAGUGGGGAUUGAACUUGAGACCCUCUUACAUACACUACCAGUGAUCUAUGGCCCAUCCAAAGCAAGAUUCUAGUCCUCAUAGUUCUGAAUAAAGGGCCCAUGCAUUCAUCAUUUAUUAUUUGUAGCCUCUCCUUUUAGAAGAAAAUUAAUUUUUUAAAAAUUGUGUAUGUGUGUUUUCCUUUGAAUUUCAGAAAAAGGGAGUGAAGCGGAAAGCGGACACAACCACCCCGACCACAUCAGCCAUCACAGCCAGUCGGAGUGAGUCGCCCACCCCGCUGUUGGACUCCAAGCAGGCAAAGGUGGUGGCCCGCCGGGAGAGCGGGGGCCGGCCCAUCAAGCCGCCCAAGAAAGACCUGGAGGAUGGGGAGGUGCCCCAGCACGCGGGGAAGAAAGGGAAGCUCUCCGAACACCUCAAGUACUGUGACAGCAUCCUCAAGGAGAUGCUCUCCAAGAAGCAUGCAGCAUAUGCUUGGCCCUUCUACAAGCCAGUGGAUGCUGAGGCUCUCGAGCUGCACGACUACCAUGACAUCAUCAAGCACCCGAUGGAUCUCAGUACUGUGAAAGUAUGUCCCCUGCUAAUCUUGAUUCAUUGUGUUGAUAGCCCACCUUUUCCUCCUCCCUUUUCACAGCAACCCUGUAAGGUAGGUUAGGUCAGGCUGAGAGAGGCAGUGGCUGUGAGCUAAGGUCACACCCAGUGAGCUUCAUGGCCGAGUGGGAGGAUUUGAAGUUCCUAGGCCAACACUCUAACCGCUAGAUCACUUUUUAAAAAAGGCCUGUUAACCUUUUCGUAGUGAAAUAUAAGGGUAAGUUAAAAGGAGACUAGGAAUUGUUUGCAUGCCUGGAUAGGCUUGUCCAAACAAAAAGGUUUUAAGCAAGCACCAGGUAGUGAAGGCACCUCCCUGCUGCCAAUAGGCAGGGCGUUCUACAGUGCAAGUUUGAGUUCUUAAAAGCACAGAGUGGGCAUUAUGUGGCACAUGGGACAGUGUCAGUUCUAUGGACUGAAGCAGUCAAGUGCUUAUAUAUGACCAAGGCAAUCUCACUGGUAAACUGGUCCCAAGUUGUUAAGGGCUUAAUACACUAACCAUAACUUCUUGAACUUGUCCCAGUUGCAAAUCCUACUGAUUAUAUUUAUUAUUUAAUUCAUGCCCAGCCCUCCCUCCCCAAGGAGCUCAGGGCAGCAAACAGGUAUACAGUUUAAAAGAAAAAACAACGCUGGAGCGUUUAAAAACCAUUAUAAUUAAAAACGGUUACAAUUUAAAAUGUUUUAAAUCCAGUGAUUUUGGGGUUGCCAGGAACAGUCUUCUUCAGCCACCACAAGCUUGGGUUAAAAGGGUCAUACAUCAAUGUUUUCAAACCCCUCCUGAAAGUUAAUAAUGUUGGGACAAGUGCUUCUCACUAGGGUGGGCUUUCCUCAACCAGGAAGCCACCACAGAGAAGACCCUGUCACAGGUCAAAACUAAUCAGGCAGCACCCAGGGACUACCAUCAGAGGCAGCUGCCAGGCUGAUGCUGGCAUUGGAUGAGGGGGAGUUGUGGCCUGGUCCAUCAACAGUGGACUUGUUUUCGCUGCUCCUCCAAUGCUUGCUGGCAGAUUUCUGAUAUAAUAGAAUUUUAGGGUUCAGGGGUCAAGGGUAAUCUAAUCCAACCCCCUGAAUUGCAGGAAUCACAGCUCAAGAAUCCCUGAUGGAUGACCAUUCAACUUCUGCUUUAAAAUCUCCGAUGAAGGAGAGUCCACCACCUUCACAACAUACAUGAGCAAAACUCAAAUCCCACAUGACAUACUCUCAGCUGUAUCAUUUUAUUCCUGUAGCAUUUCUAAGCAUCAAAAGUGCUUGUAAAUAAUUGUUUUGUUCUCUGCAGUGACCAUAGUAGUUUGUCGAUGGUUUCCAGCCCUGCCCCAGAUUAAACUCUGCCUUAAAAAGAAAAAAAAACUUUCUGCAUAUGUGAAUUCAAGUUGCUUAGGGCUUUUUCGACCUGUUAUCCAACUUUCCCUCUCCCUGUUCUUCCUUCCCUCCCGACUUUCUUGUAUUUGCAGAAAAAAAUGGACGUUCGGGAUUAUCAAGAUGCCCAGAGCUUUGCGGCGGACAUCCGGUUAAUGUUCUCUAAUUGUUAUAAGUACAACCCUCCAGAUCAUGAAGUCGUGGCUAUGGCCAGGAAGCUUCAGGUAAAGUGAUGGACAAAAUGGAACCAGAACAGAGACUCAAAAACUGAUAUGAGAAAUAAAUUAAUUUCCUUGUUAAAGGUGCCUAUGAGGCUUUGGAUUGUGCCUAAUUCCCCUUGCCUGCCUCCAAAAUAAUGCAUUUCUGUCCCUGAUUUGGCCUGUCCCAGGGAAGUGACUCAGGCAGAGAAGCGACAAGCAGCCUCCUCAUAGGAGCAGAGUGGAUCAUUUAUGCACAUCUGCAUUGGGAACACUUUUAGAGCAGAGGUGGUCAAGUAAGUCCCGCUGGUGGGCCAGAACUUUUUCUCCUCUCCUCCCACUGGGCAAAAUUAUGACAGGUGGGUGAGGAUGCCGGCCUGUCAGUCACCUGAUGUCACGGUGAUAUUGGGUGACCUGGUGGGGGUUUUUUGGGGGGGUUUUGCCUGAGCAGUUGCGGGAGGUGGGGGGAAUCAUGCAGGCAAUGGCAGAGGUCUUUACAAGCACUGAUAAUCAAGUGGAUGCCUCUGGUUAGCUGACAGGUGAGGCAUUUUUAGACCAGCUGGGUAUUUACCUGGAGGUGAAGGACAGGUGAGCUUGGUUUGGUUUGCAUAAUUGGGCAUAUGGACAGAAGUGUCCCUUCUGGGGAGGGGAGGGGGAGCUAUCAUUUUUUGUAAUGAGAUUUUUAUUAAAGUUUUUAAAUAACACAAUAAAAACUGCUACAAAAAAUACAAACAGAAUAAGUAGAAUAUGGAGUCCUGUCUUAAGAGUAAUUUUUAGCCCUUACCACCUAAAGGGGACAGUAGCUCAUUCCCAGCUCUCACCUGGAAUCUUUCCUUUCUCCUCCCAGCAUUUGGUCCUGAAAGAGUGACAUUUCCAUGUACAUUAAAAAUAUGAUUAUUUAAAACAUUCAGUCCAUGCUAACACCCAUCUUCUCUAUUUUCUGUUAAACAAUAUUUCUUUUAAGUCAAGGUGACUCAGAAUCAAUCAUUUAUUUUCUCAACAAAAAGCCUAAGAUAGGUUCCCGAAUUGUUAUUAUUGGUACCUGUCAACCAUAUUUUUUCUUUAAUAUUAACUUUACCUCCAUUAAUUCCCACCAGCAUUAUUCCAUAUCAGCUGACAGUAAAUUCUUCUGUCUGUGUCCAUUUUAAAUCUAUCCAGUCUGGUCACAUAUUGGGAUAAUAUUAUAUAUUUUUCUUACUAUAUAUCCAUUAGUCCAUGUCCUGUAUGUUCAAAUUCCAUUUCCUGUUGUGUUUCCAUUUCCUGUUGUAUUUAUGAUAGCAUCCCAAUCUGCUCUUCUAGGACCUUUGAUUUUUUUUGUUUUUCCAAGUCUUUUUCCAUAGAUAAUAGCAUAAAUUUAGCAGCAGCAUUCUCUGAAUUCACUCCAAAUUGACUGCGGAAUAUACUUUGUCUGCUAGAACUGAAGAAAGGCCAGGAAUGAAGUUUUUCCCAGUGCUUCCCCCCUCUCAAAUCCAUCAAUGCCAUAUCCAGACAAUUCUCCAUAUCACUAUUUGUGAUUUUAUAUUCUCCUCCAAAUCCUUGUAUGGAAGGCAUUUCAAUUUCAGCAUCUGCUUCCUGUAAUUUAGCUAUUUAUCAUCAAGUCCUGCUAGCUUUUCAUCGAUUUGGUUUGAAGCACAGAAUUGGAGAGUUGGAAGGAGCCCUCAAGGGGCAUCUAGUCCAAUCCCCUGCAGUGUAGAAAUAACAGCUAAAUGUGAGAGGAUUCUGCAACUAGGCUGCAUCAAAGCAGAUUAUGCCCAGUUGGCCAAUAUACGUCCCAUCUUUUUUUUGUGGGGGUGACUCAGCAAUGAUGCUCUUGUGUUUCACAUCCUUGCCUUUGUUCCAAAUUGUUUAUUUUUUUGAAUGGGAGGUUGGGGAACACUGCUUCCAAGGAGAAAGUGGGUGGAGGGGGUGGGGAAACUCACUGUCAUGGAAAGUGGUGAUGGCCACCAAUCUUAAAUGGCUUUAAAAGAGGAAUAGACAAAUUCAUGGAAGAGAUAAGGCUGUCAAUGGCUGCUGGCUAUGGAUGCUUUAGCUGUGAUUCUUUGCAUUGUAGUGGGUUGGACUUGGGGAUGAUCCUUGGGGUCCCUUCCAACUCUACAGUUCUGUGAUUCUUUGAUUCUAUGGCUGUGCUCUUUCUCUAUGAUCGGAGGCAAUGAUAUUUUUGAAUACCAGUUGCUGGGAACCACAGAAGGAAAGAGGGCUCUUGUGCUUGGACUCUACUUGCAUGCUUCCCUUUGGAGCAUCUGGGUGGCCAUUGUAAGAACAGGAUGCUGAACUGGAUGUGGCCAGUGGCUUAUCUUAUGUUCCUAGAAGGGUUGUGGGCUCUCUCUGCCCCCUCUACAAACCUCUCUCUUUCAUAUGCCCUCUCUCUCCGCACGCAGGACGUCUUUGAGAUGAGGUUUGCCAAGAUGCCGGAUGAGCCGGCAGAGCCCCUGGCCCAGCCCCCACAGACGGCACCCGUUGUCAGCAAAAGCAUGGAAAGCAGCCAUAGCAGCGAGGAGAGCUCCUCCGAUUCGGACAGCUCAGACUCUGAAGAGGAAAGAGCCACACGGCUGGCUGAGCUGCAGGAGCAGGUGAGAGGUGGUCCCAUGCCAGAAGUCCUCUUCCACACCAUACACAGUUAACCUGUGGAACUCAGUCCUGCAAGGCAGUGAUGGCCACCAACUUGGAUGGCUUUGGAAGAGGACUGGACAGGUUAAGGGAGGAGAAUGCUAUCAAUGGCUAUUAGGCAUGAUGGCUUUGGUCUACCUCCACUGUCAGAGGCAAUGAUGCUUCUGAAUGCUAGUAGCUAGGAAUCACAAGCGGGGAGAGUUGCUGUUGCUCUCAGGUCUUGCCUGCGGGCUUCCCUUUGGGGCAUCUGGUUGGCCACUGUCAGAACAGGAUGCUGGACUAGGUGGGCCACUGGCCUGAUCCAGGAUGGCUCUUAUUAUGUUCUUAUGGUCCUUUAAAAACAAACAAACAUUGAGAUCUCAUUCCCAAUGGGUUCCAGGCCAAGCUCCAAUAAAAGCCCCUCUACACGUGAGCUUGCUUGACAUUUUGGUAUCUAUGAAAUAUGUCUGUGAAAAAACCUAGUGUUCAGCCAGCACACAUAUGGUUCUAGAAGUCUUCAGUUUGAGAACCACCUCAGCAAAAUAACUUAUUUUGGAGUAUAAGUCACUUAGUCUCAGUUGGGCUGAUCUGUAAUAUGAGAGCUACACUUGCCUCUGAAGAAUUUAAAUGAUCAUUUACUUGUUUGAAACAAGGUCCUGCUUUUUAGUGUUUAUAAAGUAAACUGCAAUGUGGCUAAUAUUCAGAGGCUUUAAAAAAAUAAUAAUCCCAAAAUAAUCCAAACAGUUUUGGCUUACUAGGAACCUUUCUUUCUUUUUUAAAAAAUUGGGUGCCUGAAGGCAUACAUUGUGUGGUUCUUAUAAUGCAAAAAAUACAUUAUGAAAAAAGAAUUGCGAGUGGGGGAAAUGCUGCUGGCCCUUGCGUUUUCAUGCACUUUGAGUGGCCUGGAGGGCUAGAAAGUUGGCCCUUUUAAAAGGAAAGAGAGGAAAAAAUGAAAAGAUUCUCAGGAUUCCUUGGGAGACCAGAGUGUAAUUUUUUGUGUGUUCAUGUGGCAAAUGCAGAUUGCGGGAUCCCCUACCCUUCCCCCCCUCCCUUCCUACCAAAUGGAUUCGCACUCAGGAUGCACGAUUAGCUUCCUCGCCUGUCUUCUUGUUCACACAGGACUGUUCCCGAUCAUUGAGGCAGUGCUACAAGGUCAAUGACUCCCGAGACUGGAAUGGAUGGAAUGUAUUUGUUUAUUUUAAUUUUAAUUUUAAAAUUUUCAUUUUCUUAUUGCUGUCCGGAUAUGUCAAGUUGUGUAGCAUUAGCAUAGCUAUAUAUAUAUAUAUAUAUAUAAAAUAUCCUAUCUAUAAGCUGUGUUGCUGUGUUGCAUGUGAGAUAAUUUUUCCGUCCUGCUGAUCCAGUAAAGCUCUGGGCUUCAGCUGGCAAGGUGGGAUUCUGCAGGUGUUUUGAUAAUAAAUUUGUUUUAAAAUAAAUUGGGGAUGAAAGGGGAAAGAGAGAGGGUGACAAGAGGUCAAGAGCUUUGAGUUCUGAUCCUUUUAACAGUCAUGGAGGACGGGAAUUUUAAAAGCACCUGGAUCUGGUCAAUGAUGAGAGAAUGCUUAAAGCAGCACUGGAGAACAUCAGUGGCCCAUCAGCUGUUUGCUGGACUAAAACUCCCAUCAACCCCUGACUAUUGGCCAAGAUGGCUGGGGCUGAUAGUAGUUGAAGUCCAACAAGAAAUGGAGGGCCACGGGUUCCCCACCCUUUAUCCAAGGAGAGGGAUUCCACUCUCACAUGAGGGAAUGUCUCUUCUAUAUAGAGGCAUCCUUCCACCUCUUGCAUGCAGUAGUGGAAUACUCCUUCUUAGAUCAGGGAUGGGGGCCUGGGGGUCCUCCAGAUGUUGUUGGACCACAAUUCCCAUCUGACCAUUGUCAGUGUGGCUGGCGGGGGUUGAUGGGAGCUGGAAGUCCAGCGUCAUCUAGAGGGCACCACAUGUUUCUUACACCUGGUUUAGAUAAGAAUUGAGCUAGGUGGCCCGCUAUAGACUAUUUUGUUACAACAGUUUAUAUUCUAGAGGGCUUUUUUGAGUUUUGUUGCUCUUGGCAUGGCAGGAGAGUAGGAAAAAAUGAGAUUGUGAGCCCCCAAGGGCAGGGCCUCAUCACUGCUUUUAACUGAUGCUUAUCUUAGGAGUUUUGUUAAAGGAUCUGAUGAUGAUUUAGACAAAGUCCCAUAUUUCAGUCCUCCUCCAUUGGGCGGGGGGUGGGGGGAACCUAUUGGCAGUACAUUCUCUUCCACAGCCAGUGCUGCUGAGUCCAUAGAGUGUUUGCAAUCCAAAGCGAUAACCCAGUGCUCCCACCAGAUUUCCUGAGAAUCCCACUUUUUUCUUUUUCUUUUUUUAAUGAUGGGCAAAUUUCUAGUCCUCAUGAUAAUUCUUUUAAAGGUGAUGUCUCUGCUUCUUCCUGGGGUGGAGGUGGGACACACAGUGAUAUUGCUGAACCAAGUCUUAUUUGUGUUUUAACACUUUUAAAAGGGACCCCUUGCUCUGUUUUUGUUCCAUUUUUAUUUUAGGACUAUUUAUUUUUAUGUGUGUGUUUUUUUAAAAAAAAUACGAAGUUCCAUUCUCACUCAAUCCUUAGUGCCUGGGGCAAGUUAAAAAUGCAGGGAUAGAAAAAACAAAAAUGACAUUAGAAGGGACCCUAUUCUGAAUGUUGAUGUGUUCAUCCAUCAGUUGAUGGCCAAGCAAGGAAAUGUUCGGGACUGGAUGUUCACAGACCUCUGGGGGAAAAGACAGCCCCACAAGUGGGUAGGGGAGGCUGCCCGUAAGGGCAUCUCUUCCCAAACCUUGGUCUGUGGACUACCAGUAGACCACGAGCUUCAUUCAGGUGGUCUGUGGUGUGUUUGUAAGCUUGUGGUUGAACAUGGGAAAGAGCCCAUCAGUCAUUGUACUGAGAGAGGCUUUUAUUUCUUUAGGCGCAAUGAUGGCCAAUUUAACCUUCCCGCCCACUACCCCCAAAAUAAAAUAGGAAUUUAAAAAGAUAUUUUCCUAUAUACAGUAUGGAGAAAUGCAAGGUGUCGUUAUGCUCUGCAGUUUGCAUGGCCGCCAGUAGGGGGCAGUGUCAACUACAGCAUGAAGAACAGGUGAGCUAUUUUAACAUGGAAGGGAAGCACGGCAAAGCACCUACUCCCUACACUAAAAAGGCACGCAACAAGGCUUAGGGGGAGGGGAGGCUCUUCACACAAAAGCUGAGCAAGCUCUUGUGUGAAGCAACACCCCCCCCCCAAUUAAACACAGCUAGAGUCAGGUUUAAUGGAAGGUAGAGUGGUCCUUCAUAAAGUGGUUUAACAAGCUGCUUUCUAUUAACACCUCCCCCCUCCAUUAAAUGUGCCUGCAGUGAGGCUUAACAUAGAAGGGAGAGGAGCUUCACACAGCUGUUUAGCAAGCCACUCUGUGAAUUGCCACCCCCUCCUUUAAAAGGGGUGGGGCUUAGGGCAAGCUGUGGGGGGGGGGAGUGUGGAUAGGUGAGGUGUAAAGGGAAGAGAGGUUGGUCAGGUGUCGCGGAAAGCCAAAAGGGGUAGAUGGGGUUAGCAAGUAAAGUGAACAUGCGCGGUAGCUGCAUUGGCACACAGCUGGGGAAGGCGACAGCAGGGGUGGCAACCCCUAGUACAUUAUAAAAUGAAAUUACAAGUUACCAAAAAAAAAAAAAAAGCUUGGCUAAACAAUUUUUAGCAGGCACCAAACGCAGUGUGUCUUCCUCACUCCCCUGGUGUCAAUGCAUUGGGAAUAUAUCAGACAGGCAAAGCUGGGCUUGUUGCUUUCCCACCCUAAGGCUGCAGGGUUGUUUGAGAACUGACACCUCCAUGGGGAGGGGACCACAUCUGGUGCCUCUUUGAGGGUGGUUGUGUUUUUUUUUACAGUUUUUUUUACAGUUUUUUUAAGUGGUAUACAAAUAUUAUGCAAUCAAUCAAUUGGGAGAGGGGGGUAUGAAGCCACUGCUAUCCAUGCAUUUGUAGCCCAGAUCACGGCAGGCACAUAUAGAGCCACCACACAUGGGGUGGUGAAGGGGCUAGUUUCUGGUUCUCGCCAAUGGCAUUUUGCCAGGAGCACUGCUUGGUGGUAGCCCCUGUAAGAUCCUGCAGAAGGUGCAGCAAGUGGUGAGAUGAUUUGUAGAUUUGAGAGAACAUUGGCAAAUAUCCCUCAGCCACCAGGAAAGUAAGAUAAAGGUAAAAGGGAGAGAAUUUCACCCAAAUUUGAUAGUUGUUGAAUGUGAUUUCUUUUCUCAUUAAUUGAUGGAGAAUGAUCAAGGUGGGGUGGGAAAUGCAGGAGGGAUCCCCCCGGCACAAUUUUAGAGUGGCUCAUUCCCUCCAAGGGAGCUGGCUCUGGAGCAAUAUGGCCACCUUAAGCUUUUACUCUUCCAUCUUCCCCUGCCAGUUGAAGGCUGUCCACGAGCAACUUGCUGCUCUCUCGCAAGCCCCCGUGAACAAGCCAAAGAAGAAGAAGGAGAAGAAGGAAAAAGAGAAAAAAAAGAAAGACAAGGAAAAAGAGAAGGAGAAAGAGAAGCACAAGGCAAAGGCUGAGGAGGAGAAGAAGGUGAAGGUCACUCAGCCGGUGAAGCAGGCCCAGCAGAAAAAGCCACCGGCCAAGAAGGCCAACAGCACCACCACCGCAAACAGGUAAAGGAGAGAGGUGUUGUGGUCUGGGGUUACUGUUUCUGCAGCACGGUCCCUGUCUCUGAUGUCACGGCCUAGGACCCUCAUACCUACGGGACCGCCUCUCCUGGUAUGCCCCACAGAGGACCUUAAGGUGCAUAUAUAGCAACACCCUAGAGGUCCUGGGCCCUAAGGAAGUUAGAUUAGCCUCAACCAGAGCCAGGGCCUUUUCAACACUGGCUCCGGCCUGGUGGAACGCUCUGUCUCAUGAGACCAGGGCCCUGCAGGAUCUGAUUUCUUUCCGCAGGGCCUGUUCCACCUGGCCUUUGGCUUAGAAUCAUUUUGAUUCCCUUCCCCUCUUUUCCCCCCCCUUUCUCCUCCUGUGAAGAGGCUGCAUCCUAAUGUUUUAAUGUUGUAUCUUAAUCUUUUAAAUUGUAUUUUAAUCAACUUGUUUAUAUUAUUGGUUGUUAGCCGCCCUGAGCCCGGUCUUGGCUGAGGAGAGCGGGGUAUAAAUAAAAAUUUAUUAUUAUUAAAGCCACCCAAUCGGCAUUAAAUGGGGCCUUUUUAAGUCACUGAAAAGUGUGGGAAUUAAACUCUAGUUCCCAUUUACAGAGUUACGCAGAAGAGAGCCCGGGUCUGACCCUUUCAUUAGUUCCCUUUCCCUCCUAUAAAGAAAUAAAUAUGCAAGACACUCCCUGUUUAAAGCUUAAAUAACAAACAACUUUUACACAGUGUGCUUGCACUUGUUAGAUUAAAUAUACAAGGCAGGCAGAUGUUACUUCUAUUACUAAUACAUAUUACACCUAAGACAACAAAAGACUGUUGCAGACUGACCUAACUCUGAGGUAGACAGCAGCAUAACAGAACAUAUCUGCUGCUCCGACUGUGAAGACAGUUAAUAACUGCCAUAACUGAACCAACAGAAAAUAACUGCCACGGCCUGUGACAUCACAGAGUUCUAUAGCCCUUUGUGAGCGUUAACCCUUUUACUUAGCGAUUUGGAUGCUUCAUCCCAUGAAAAAAGAAGCUUCCUCCUGCUCUGUGCUGACUGGAACUAAUCUGAAGGAAAGGAGGAGUUGGUCACAGAGGAUCAGCUCCCAAGUUUGCAUGGGAAAGCCCCCCUGAGGAGGAGGUGGUUUUUUUGUUUUGUUUUUUAAAUAAUUUUUAUUUAAAAAAUUUCUUGUGUUACAAAAGUAUGGGCGUUGUCUCUAUUUCCAUAGAGUCUUUUCUACAAAUCAGUUAUGUUCAGUGUGAGACAUUGAUGUUGUACACAGUAUAAAGUUGGAAGGAGAAGAAAGAGGAGGGGAGGGGGUGGUAAACAUAACAUUAUUUUACUUAAGUGUAUGUGUGAGGUUUUUGUAUUGGCGUGACUUGGGCCACCUGCUCCUUAUAGCACUGCAGCUCCAGCCCUUUGUAAUUAGUUGUCACAUUUUAUAUAUAUGUGUGUGUGUGUGUGUGUGUGUGUGUGUGACCCAGUUGUUUUAUGGAAUAUUAAUAGCACAUUUGCAGAAAUUGUUUAAGGGGGCUGAAACCAAUGCUAGCCCUACUCCGUGUAGAUUCACUGAAGUUGAUGGCCAUGAUGAACUUGGGUACAAUAAUUUCAAUGUGUCUACUCUGAGUAGAAAUUAGUUGGGUACUGCUCUUCAUGUUUGGUGCUUGUAGAAAUGUUUUCACUGGAAGUGGAAAGAGAGAGGGUUUGGUGAGUAACACAAGCAGGGAAGGCAGCCCCUUGUUAUUCCCUGCUCGUGUUGCUCACCAAACCCUCUCUCUUUCCAUUUCGCCACAAACCUCCCUCCCCUCACAGUGGGGAGCAAAUUAACUGUGCAGGCAAUAAUAGCAAAGUAACUUUGCAGGCAGCCGAAAAAAGGCGGGAAACAGGUUCCUGUGGCCUACGAUUCGGAUGAGGAGGAAGAGGGACUCCCCAUGACCUACGAUGAGAAGCGCCAACUCAGCUUGGAUAUCAACCGCUUGCCGGGGGAGAAGCUGGGCCGGGUGGUACACAUCAUCCAGUCAAGAGAGCCCUCACUCCGGGACUCCAACCCCGAUGAAAUUGAGAUAGAUUUCGAAACCUUGAAGCCUACCACGUUACGGGAGCUGGAGAGAUACGUCAAAUCCUGUUUGCAGAAGAAGCAACGGAAGCCAUUCUGUAAGUGGAGGGAGCCUUCCAGGACCCAUCCUGAAAUGAGCAGGGCCAUAUCUUAAUUAUUUUUAUCUACCUAUAUAUUGCAUUCAUAUUCCACCUUUCCCUCAAAGGAAUUCAAAAAGGCAUACAUGAGUCUCUUCCCCCUCCUCAUUUAAUCCCACUCAUUUAAUCCCCACAACAACCCAGUGAGGUAGGCUAAGCAACAACUGGUCCCAAAGGUUGUAAACAAUGAACUUCUUUUAUUUUUAGGGGAUGGCCCACUUCUCAGUGCCAGAGCCUAUGCUUGCAUGCAGAAGGUCCUGGGUUCAUUAGAGAUGCCAUUGAGGUUUAAACCUGGGGCCUUCUGCAUACAAAGCAGAUGCCCUGCUACUCAGCUAUGGCUCCUCCUCUAAACAUGGCAUGAUUCUAAUCCUCAUAAUUCUGAGGAAAGGGCUGGGUUAUUUAAUAGGAGCAUAGGAAGCUGCUUUAUACCGAGUCAGACCCUUGGUCCAUCCGGCUGAGGGACGUCUAUGCUGACUGGCAGAAGCUCUUUCCCCAGCCUUACGUGGAGAUGUCACUGGGCAUUCAACAAAACAGGUGCUCUACCAUCUAAGGCCCUUCCCUCACUCACAGUGGCAUAACAUGGGUUGUCAGCACCCAGGACAAGGUCCAAAGCCCAUCUCUCUUCCUCCAUCUCCUCUGUGUUUGCCUUGACCUUCCCCACCAGCCUGUCAAAAGAAGCUUCCUUCAAGGCUGUUCCCUCAGGGCAACUGCCCCAAUUGUCCCCCACACUACUCCACUUCUCAGGUUUUGGAGCUGGGGAGAUGCUAUCGCAUAACCCACAAGAGGCCAUCUGACCCUCCCCCAUCCAGCAUCUCUUGGGAGUCAUUGGCAUGAGAAUGCAAAAGACAGUGGUUGCUGACUCUUCCUUCUCUCUCCACAUGUCACCAAUUGUGCCUUUCUCCCCCGCAGCUGCGAGUGGGAAGAAGCAGGUGGCAAAGUCGAAGGAGGAGAUUGCUCAGGAAAAGAAGAAGGAGCUGGAGAAGAGGCUUCAGGACGUCAGCGGGCAGUUGAACAACAACAAGAAGCCUGCGAAAAAAGGUGAACAAAACCUCCUCCCUUCCUGAAUGCAUUUACUAACUGCAUCUGAUUCCCUGUUUUGUCCUCACAACUUUCUGAGGUAGGUUAGGCUGAGAAGAAGGGGCAGGGGAGUGUGACCACCCCAGUAGACUUCAUGACCAAAUGGAGGAUUUGAACCCAUGCCUUCUUGGUCCUAGCCUCUGACACUCCUGAUUCCUGCAUUGCAGGGGGUUGGACAAAAUGAUCCUUUGGGGCUUGCAGUUCUGUGAUUCUAACCACUAUACUGUGUUGGCCAUUGUGAACCUGCAACCUUCCCUAUGCAAAGCUUUGCAUGCAGGACCACCUCUCCUAAAGCCCUUCUUCCACAAGCGAACUGGAGGGUGGCAACACAAGAACAGACCUUUUCUGUGGUGGCUCCCCAUUUGUGUGAUGCUCUCCCCAGAGGCGCUCGCCUUGCGCCUUCACUGCCUAUAUUUAAGCACCAGAUAAAAGCAUUCCUCUUCUCCCAUGCCUUUGGCUAAUUAAACAAUCUAUGAACUUUUAAACUGGGGAGGGGGAUGUUAUUGUUUGUAACUAAGGGUUUUUGUUCAUUUGUUUUUAUAUUUUAAACCACCCUGUGAUACUUGGAUGAAGGGCUGUAUAGAAAUGCAAAUAAUAAUAAUAAUAAUGUCCAAGAAUAAUAUAAGUACAUAAGAAGAUGCUGUUGGAUCAUGCCAAAGGGAGCCCAUCUAGUUUUGUAUGCUGUUUUCACAGUGACCAUCCAAACGCUCCAACUGGAAGCCAGUAGGUAGGAUCUGAGCAACAGCAACUCUCUCCACUUGUGAUUCCAAAUAAUUGGCAUUCCAAAGCAUAACUGACAGUGGUGGAAGAGCAUAGCCAUCUUGGCUGGUUGCCAUUCAUAGUCUCCUCCUCCAUGAAUUUAUCCAACCCUCUUUUGAAGUCAUUGAGGUUGGUGGCCAUUACUUCCUCCUGCUGGAGUGAGUUAACUAUGUCCAGAAUUAGACUUCAUCACUCCUGGGGUUUUUAUUUAGGGACCUAACAGGGAAGGAGGUUUUGUUUUGGUUGCAUUCACACAACAGUUUAGUCCACUUUCAUGAUGUUCCCCAACCAAUUUCUGUGUUAUAGUUGAGCUUCCACAUGGUGUAAGAGCCAGUUUCGUAAAUCUAGAGGAACAUAGUACAUAUUUAGCACUCAUUUCUGUGAUGCCAGAAAAAAUCCAUUUGCAGCCUCCUUAACCCAGAAAAUCAUGGGAGCAAAGAGAUAAAAUGUGGGGCAGUUACGCCAACCAUACAGUUCUCUUCUGCCAUUUUCAUGGGAAGAAUCAUGGGGGAACAGAAGUGUGCAUGUUCAGAAAGGGUGGAGGAGUAGCACUGAUGCCCAGUGACAUUUGAUGUUCCACAACGGGUACGAAUGAAAUUUAGCACAACGUUCCAGUAUAUUGGUUUAAAAAGCCACAGUGUCAUAACUUGGAGGGUAGCUGGAGGUUUUUAAGCAGAGGUUUGAUAGCCAUCUGUCAUGGAUGCUUUAGUUGGUAUUCCUGCAUUGCAGGGAGUUGGACUAGAUGACCCCUGUGGCCCCUUCCAACUCUACGAUUCUUUGAGUCUAUGAUCCUUCUAAUGCAACAGGUACUGCAAUGUGAAACGAGUGUUAGAAUAUGGGACAGAAGCACUAGUGUUCUCAUCCCGGAUCCUAAUUCAACGUUCCACACGUCUGAAUGCACUAUUUUUAGCCUAGAGAAGUUGAAUCUUAAAUAUCCAGGCUGAAGAUUGCUUUCACCUAAAAUGCUAUUUCUUUUCUCAUUUCUUUUGCUAGAAAAAUCUGGCUCCACCCUUUCUGGAGGCCCCUCUCGCCUGAGCAGUAGCAGCUCCUCGGAAUCGGGGAGUAGCAGCUCAAGCUCCACUUCGGACAGUAGCGAUUCAGAAUAA